AUGUCGGAAUUCGAGAUGAACGAUUUGGAUAAAACCAAGUUAUGUCCAGGUCUGCAGCUUGAACAUUCCCCUGAUGGGAUUCUAGUGCACCAGUCGGCCUACACCCAGAAGGUGUUGGAAAUAUUUGGAUUUGAUAAGGCAUGUCCUUCUAAGAUCCUGAUGGCCGGGAGAUCUUUACAGCCAGACAAGGAUCCGUUCAGGCCAAAGGAAGAGGGGGAGGAGACUCUGGGACUAGAGGUUCCUUACCUGAGUCCAGUUGGAGCACUCAUGUACCUCGCAAAUUGUACACGGCCAGACAUAGCUUUUGCUGUCAGUUUGCUUGCUAGGUACAAUUCUGAACCUACCAAGAUACAUUGUAAAGGUGUCAAGAACAUCUUCCGUUACCUGCAAGGGACCAAAGAUCUUGGUCUGUUUUAUAAAAGGAAUCAAGACCUAUCUAUUAUAGGCUAUGCCGAUGCUGGGUACCUAUCGAACCCGCAAGAUUGCAAAUCACAAACUGGAUAUGUUUUCCAGGAAAUCGUCCAAAAGCUAAUGGCGGAGGCCAUACUCCUUGCUGUGUCGAAGAUUGGGACAGUCGUUUUGAAUGAAAUAGUCUCGGAUGUGGUACAGAAGCUAUCGAGGAAGCUUGAUGCUCUAAAGGAAUUGCCAGCAAAGGUCCAAAGAAUCGAGAUAGAAUUGAAUACAAUGAAUGAUAUAAUCCAAGAUUUGGGUUCAACAAAUCUCAACAACAAUGUCAUCAAGGGUUGGAUUGGAAACGUAAGGAAGCUGGCCUACCGUGUCGAGGAUGUAAUUGAUAAGUACUCGUAUGAGGCUCUUAAGCUCAAGGACGAAGGCUUCCUACAUCGUUACAUCAUCACCGGUUCACGCCAUGUUAAGGUGGAAGAUCUUGCAGCUCUUGCUCAGCCGAAGCGUCGCCUUGUACUCCAGCCAUUGGGUAGCACUGAGUCAUUCAAGCUAUUUUGCUCAAGGGCUUUCCACAGCAACCUGAACCGUGAGUGCCCUAUGGAGCUCAAGACGGUGGCUACAAAAGUUGUUGAGAGGUGUCGUGGCCCAUUAGCCAUUGUAUCUUCUGGCAGCCUAUUGUCCACGAAGCAACCAACAGAGCAUGCCUGGAAUCACAUGUUCAAUCAUCUCCGUAGCGAGUUGCGGGGGGAUAACCAUGUCCAACCUAUACUUGAUCUGAGCUACCAUGACUUGCCAGGCAAUCUAAGGAACUGCUUCCUGUACUGCAGCUUGUUCCCUGAAGACUAUGCAAUUUCACGGGAGAGCCUUGUGCGUUUGUGGGUUGCCGAAGGGUUUGCGGUGAAGAAAGAAAACAGCACACCAGAGGAAGUGGCUGAGGGAAAUCUUAUGGAGCUCAUUGGGAGGAACAUGUUGGAAGUUGUGGAAAGGGAUGAGCUCUUAAGGGUUAGUACAUGUAAGAUGCAUGACCUUGUUCGUGACCUGGCUCUUGCUGUGGCUAAAGAGGAGAGGUUUGGCUCUGCGAAUGACCCCAAAGAAAUGAUUCGCAUGGAUAAAGAAGUUCGUCGGUUCUCGACAUGUGGUUGGACAGACAGUAAAGCAAUAGUGGGAGUGAAAUUUCCACGACUCCGUACCAUCAUGUCACUUGCUACAGCUUCGCCCUGUACUAACAUGCUUUCCUCAGUUUUGUCUGGAUCCAGCUACCUUACUGUUCUCGAGCUUCAAGACUCUGCAAUAACCCAAGUGCCAGCAUCCAUCGGGGAUUUGUUCAAUCUACGCUACAUCGGCUUAAGGCGUACCAAUAUCCAGUCACUGCCACACACCAUUGAUAAGCUCUCAAACCUUGAGACACUGGACAUCAAGCAAACAAAAGUGGAAAAGCUACCACCAGGAAUUGUAAAUAUUGAGAAGCUACGGCACCUUUUAGCUGACAGGUUUGCUGAUGAGAAGCAGACGGAGUUCCGAUACUUUGUCGGAGUCGAAGCGCCUCACAUGAUUUCCAACUUUCAAGAGCUGCAAACUCUUGAGACCAUCCAUGCCAGCAAAGACUUGUCACUACAGCUGCAGACAGUUUGGGUUGAUAACAUCAAUGCAUCUAACUGUGAUGACCUAUUGAAAACCCUCUCAGAUAUGCCCCUACUUUCCAGCCUACUUCUCUCUGCGUGUGAUCAGAAUGAGACACUUAGUUUCCAAGCACUCAAGCCAAUUUCCACAAAUCUCCACAGGCUAUCAAGUGCCCAAUAUUUCAGGGCCAUGGGAAGAGUCUCAAGGUGCUUUCCGAAGCUGAAGACACUCGUCUUGAAGCGCAUGCCUAAUGUCAAGCAACUGGAGAUUAAAAAAGGCGCCAUUCCGGCCAUUGACGGGAUCUACAUUGUGUCACUCUCCAAGCUGAACAUGGUCCCUCAUGGCAUUGAAUCCCUUGAAACCCUCAAGAAGCUCUGGAUGUUGGAUCUGCACAAGGACUUCAAGGCUCAGUGGAAUCUAAACCAGAUGCACAACAAGAUGAAGCAUGUUCCUGAGCUCCGUGUCUAG
Molecule: messenger RNA, 2493 nt
Organism: Triticum aestivum (bread wheat)
Lineage: Eukaryota; Viridiplantae; Streptophyta; Magnoliopsida; Poales; Poaceae
Product: disease resistance protein RPM1-like
Exons: 4
Coding region: 1-2493 (830 amino acids)
Biological process (GO): defense response to other organism
Molecular function (GO): ADP binding
Source: RefSeq, a predicted model, not a curated record